UAAGAGCAUUCAAUAUCUUGGUGUUUACAAAAUUGGAGUUUUAUACAUAUAGUUUUACAAAUUGUUUAACUUAUAAAUAAGAUGCGAAUCGCUUAUUCUGUCAUAGUUGGAACGCGCAAUUGUCAAAUUUCGGUUCAGCAUAGCGGUCAUGGUACGAAUCUUCAUACAAAUUGAACGAACGAAAUGUGAUUACCGCUGUGACGUGGAAACCUAAACUGUCUCGUUUUUUGGAUGUCACGGUACGAAUUAGGGAUGCAUCUCAGUUGUAGGUUGUCAAUAGGCUCGCAAUAAGAGCUCAUGCAGCGGUCAGGUAGUCCUGAACAGCGCACAAACGCUAUCAGAAAUUAGCCGAACAGCACGUACCAACAAUGCUUAACGUCAGAUUGUAUAAUAAAUCAAAUGGUCUACAGCAGACUAUCUCGUUGAAGUAUCUAGAAGAAUAUAAAAAUAUAAUCAAUUGGAAAAUGGACUCAACGGUCCUAGACAUUGGUUGUGGUGAUGGGAGUUUGACAACAAAAAUAUUCAAAGAAAUAAUUCCGAAUUGCAAGACCAUAACAGGCUGUGACAUAAGUGAAGAUAUGAUACGUUUCGCAAACGAACACUUUGCAUCGGAUCGUGUUAAUUUCACUACUCUUAACAUAGAGGGAGAGCUGCCGGAUCAGCUAAGAGAACGUUUCAAUCAUGCUAUUUCCUUUUUUGCUAUAAACUGGUGUCGUCGACAAGAAACUACGUUUCAGAACAUAUACGAUAUCCUUAAGGACCAAGGAAGUUGUUUCGCGAUUAUCGUAGAAAAAUUUACAUUAUUUGAUGCAUACAGGAACCUUGCUAAUACCGAAAAGUGGAAGCAAUGGGUCAUUGACGUUGAAAAAUACAUAUCUCCAUACCAUGACAGCCAAGAUUCCCUUAAAGAAAUGCAACAUUUGUUAGGCAAAAUUGGAUUUACUAUAAAAAAAUUAGAACACAAGACAAUAGUUCACGACUACGAAAAACAAGAGAAUUUAAAAGGUGCACUAAUGUCUGUGGUGCCUUUCAAGUUCCCGGAUGAGUUAUAUGACGACUUUUUUAUAGACUUAAGUAACGAAAUGCAGAUGUUGGACACUAAAACGUACAAUUUCAAAAAAUCUACUAAUGAUUCUGUACUUAACAUACAAAUACUCGUUUUAUAUGCUGAAAAAAAGUAAUAGUUCUGUUUUCAUUGAUUGUUCUGAAAUUGAAAUGUAACAUUUAAUUAUAAAAUCCAAUUAUUGACAAAAUACAAACAUAUAUUCUAUAUAGCUCUUUUCAUCUUUUAUUUAUGUUCAAUAAAAAGAAUUUUGUUGCAUCUGAAGUAAUGUUUGCCAACGCAAAUUGACCAUUGGGUUGUAAGAACCAAAGUGCCGGUUCAUUAGGCUAAAAAGGCGAAACUUUUAUACUGACACUUCGUCUUUACCUGCCGUAGCCAUCUUUUGUAAAUAAAAUGUCAAAUCACACAAAUAAUCAUAUCGGAGUCACCCACUACAGGUGCGCCAUAUGAUAAAAGUUUUUAGGCUAGGCUUACUGAAGAAUAAAUGAACAGCUAUUUUUGAUAAACAUUUAUUCAAUUAUAAUUUGGUGUCUUCAGUUA
This is a messenger RNA of Pieris brassicae (large cabbage white), 1603 nucleotides long. Its product is annotated as juvenile hormone acid O-methyltransferase-like. The record is from RefSeq and is a predicted model, not a curated record. Lineage: Eukaryota; Metazoa; Arthropoda; Insecta; Lepidoptera; Pieridae. Bases 369 to 1181 code for a protein of 270 amino acids. The transcript has 6 exons.